Molecule: messenger RNA, 2376 nt
Organism: Rattus norvegicus (Norway rat)
Lineage: Eukaryota; Metazoa; Chordata; Mammalia; Rodentia; Muridae
Gene: Chmp2b
Product: charged multivesicular body protein 2B
Exons: 6
Coding region: 211-852 (213 amino acids)
Biological process (GO): vacuolar transport
Source: RefSeq, marked validated
UGUCUUAGUUCCCGGUCACCUGAGCACCGAGGACGCGUUCACGGGAGCCUCGCAGAGCCACGCCCGCCACAGGUCGUGCUUGGAGACCCUGUCUUUCUCCUCCUGCCGCUGCGUGCCUCCCCCGGGAUCUGUCCUUCUACCCGACCUAGCCCCAGAACCGGGCCGGACCGAACCGGGCCGAGCUGGGCCGCCCGGACGCGGCCGCUGACCAUGGCGUCCCUCUUCAAGAAGAAGACCGUGGACGAUGUCAUAAAGGAGCAGAAUCGAGAGCUGCGGGGCACACAGAGGGCCAUAAUCAGGGACCGAGCAGCCUUAGAGAAACAGGAGAAACAGCUGGAGUUAGAAAUUAAGAAGAUGGCCAAGAUUGGGAAUAAAGAAGCUUGCAGGGUUUUAGCUAAGCAGCUUGUCCAUCUACGGAAACAGAAGACAAGAACAUUUGCUGUAAGCUCAAAAGUCACAUCUAUGUCCACACAAACGAAAGUGAUGAAUUCCCAGAUGAAGAUGGCCGGUGCCAUGUCUACCACUGCAAAGACGAUGCAAGCAGUGAACAAGAAAAUGGAUCCACAGAAGACACUACAAACAAUGCAGAAUUUCCAGAAGGAAAACAUGAAAAUGGAAAUGACUGAAGAAAUGAUCAACGACACCCUGGAUGACAUCUUUGAUGGCUCUGAUGAUGAAGAGGAAAGCCAGGACAUCGUGAAUCAAGUUCUUGAUGAAAUCGGAAUUGAAAUCUCUGGAAAGAUGGCCAAAGCCCCAUCGGCUGCCAGAAGUUUGCCAUCUGCUUCUACUUCAAAGGCUACAAUUUCUGAUGAAGAGAUUGAACGGCAGCUCAAAGCUUUGGGGGUAGAUUAGAACAAAAAGCCAUACGUACUGUUCUCACUUUGGCCUAAAGUGAGUCCGGUGUAGAUUCUUUUUACAAAAUACAUUCAUUUUACAAAAAUGAAGACCAUGAGUGAACAGCUAUUUUCUGACCCAUGGCUAUUCUGAAUCCUUUGCCAAAGAAUGCCAGUGAUGCAAAACACAGGGACACUUUGGGCUUUAACCAGAGUCACUGCAGCCUGAGACCUGUGCAAGCUGAGUUCUUUUCUGCAUGGCAUAGGGAGAUGGUGUCACUACUUAGUGUUGGGUUGUGUUCUAAAUUGUUUUACACUGAAAUCAGAAUUCAUGUUAAAUGCCAUUAGGCAUCAACUUAAAGAGACUUGUAAAAAUAUUAAAGGUAUACCGUUAAUUCUGUAUCUGUCGCUUGUCCUUUGUAGACACUUAUGUUAGGGCCACAGGCAGUGCAGCUGCCAAAUUAUUUUUAAACCAUCUAAAAGAAGAGUGCUAUUUAAACAUCUGUCUUAAAGACUGUCAUGAGCUUUUACUUUUCUUCCAUUUUUCCGCCUUUGGGAGAACAUUCUAGUUGGUAAGUUUAUUACCUUUCAAAAUGUGCUUGGCACCUGCCUUAAACAUAUUGUGCACAUCUUUAAAUUAAUUUACCUGGCAAAAACAAUUACAUUUUAAAAUAAAAUUGAGAGUUACCCAAACAGUUACCCAAUCUGUCUUACAAAGCUUAUAAAAGUGAAUUGGAUAUAAUUAGCCAAAUGAAGAAAGAAGACACUGAAUUAAUAACACUUUACAGUGAUGAAAAUAUACUUGGUCUUUCUUCCAAGAACUGAGAUUUUCUCUGUAUGAAUUAUAAGUCUGUGCUGGAAUUUUGGAUUGCAUUAAUAUACACAUUAAACUCUGUAAAUGAAGCCAUUCUUGUAAAGGAAACACUGCUACCAUGACAGUACUGGAUCUAGAUUUCUAAAGAAAAUGUUUCUGUUUUGUCGUGGUUUGGGUAAUAAACUGCAACUUUGUCAGAAGUUACCGCCUCACGUUCAGCACUGUGUGAGCAGCAUUUGAAGGUGAGAGAGCUGUGCCCUGGAGAGAGGAGGAAAGGAGGAGGCCAUAGAGUUAGAAGUGGAAAGUGAGGUAGGUUCAUUCUGAAGGACCGUGUCCCAGCAGAAGCUAUAGAAAUCCUGAUCAGUGGAAACUGGCUAACCUGGAGUUGGACCUCUGGACUCCGUUAGCAAACGCAGAUGUGCACUACGACGUUAAAGGAGACACCAAUAGGUGCGAAGAGCAGAGGCUCGGCCGUAGACUCCAUAACGGUUCUGUGUUCAGUGCUGACAUCUACAGUGUCCAGUUCUCAUUGCUCCUGAGUGGGAAUGGGUCCAAACACUGUACUGUAUCAUGGGGUAUUACACCCAAACAUGGUUUGGGCGUACAUUAUAACGUUGUCUAACCUAAGUCACUGUUUUGUUUACUUGUGACAGUUGAGUUUUAAUAUUAUUUUGUCUUUUUUUAAAAAAACUCAAUAAAGAUUAUUGCUCUUAUCCUUUUUUCCUUAAA